Hevea brasiliensis (rubber tree) is the source of this 766-nucleotide messenger RNA. Its product is annotated as glyoxylase I 4-like. The record is from RefSeq and is a predicted model, not a curated record. NCBI's taxonomy places the organism in Eukaryota, Viridiplantae, Streptophyta, Magnoliopsida, Malpighiales, Euphorbiaceae. The transcript is spliced from 3 exons. The coding region runs from base 54 to 518 and encodes 154 amino acids.
CGUUUCUUUUGUUUCUUCUUCUCUCGUUCUUCCUUUGAUCUUUGCACAUAAAGAUGAAAGAAAGCAUGAGCAAUCCUCUGCGUAUCAAGUCAUUGAAUCACAUCUCAUUUGUGUGUAGAUCGCUUCAGAAAUCUCUUGAUUUCUACCAGAACGUUCUUGGAUUCUUUCCUAUCAGGAGGCCUCACUCAUUUGAUUUUGAUGGUUCAUGGCUGUUCAAUUAUGGCGUUGGCAUACAUCUCCUGCAAUCUGAUGACCCUGAAGAUAUGCCCAAGAUUGGUCAAAUUAAUCCCAAGGACAACCACAUUUCUUUCCAGUGUGAGAUUAUGGCAGCAGUGGAGAAAAAGUUGACAGAGAUGAAAAUAGAGUACGUGAAAAGCAGAGUAGAGGAAGAUGGAAUCUAUGUUGAUCAAUUGUUCUUCCACGACCCGGAUGGCUUGAUGAUUGAAAUUUGUAACUGCGAUAAUCUCCCAGUGAUUCCGGCAGCCAGAGAAGAAGCCACUUCGUCAUGGUCAUCUUAAUGAAUUGCAGUGACCAACAGAAGCCCCAUAUUCAAUAAGCUGAGGAAAUAGAACAGACUGUAGCUUCCUUUUCAAGUAUUCAAUUGCCAUAGCAUUUGAUAUGUGACCAAAGGCAAUUUCCCUUGUCCUUGCGUCUACUAAAGUUUUUUCAAUGUACUUUUCUAGCCAAAUUAAGUUAAGUGCAUAUUUUCCUAGAUUGUACUUUGAUUACAAAGGGAAGAAAGCAAAAAAAUAUAUCCUAUAUUAAA